Molecule: messenger RNA, 771 nt
Organism: Chlorella variabilis
Lineage: Eukaryota; Viridiplantae; Chlorophyta; Trebouxiophyceae; Chlorellales; Chlorellaceae
Exons: 7
Coding region: 1-771 (256 amino acids)
Source: RefSeq, a predicted model, not a curated record
AUGGAUAAUAGCAAGGGCCACGCCCUGCGCCAGUUCUAUGUGGCCGUGAGCUCGGCGGAGAACAAGCUGGCCACCCUGCUGGACUUGCUGCGAGCCUUCGAGGCCGCCGCGCCGCUCGCGCUCGUCGCCUGCUGCGGCUCAAGGGACAGCUUAGAUGCAGUGGUGGCGGCGGUGGCGAGCGUGCCACACUGCCGUGUGUGGGUCCUGCAUGCAGAGCUGAGCGAGCGAGAGGUGGAGGCGACAGUGAGGCACUACCGUGCAGCCUGCCAGCCGCACCCGCGGCACCAGCAGCAGCAGCAUGCGCAGCAGCCGGCGGACGGGCAGGCACCGCUACCACAGCCGCACCAGCAGCAGCAGGCAGCGGGCGGCGGCGACGGCGGCGAGCAGCAGGGGCGUCGGCGGCGGCCACUGGCGGACGGCGAGGAGGGGGAGCUUUCGCCGCGGGAGGCUGCGCGGAGGGUGGCCGCCGCCAAACCCUUUGUCGCGGUGCUGGCCGCCACGGAUGCCUGCCUGCGGGUGCUGCCAAAGGAACUGCUGCCGCUGAGCCCCACCCUGCUCAUCUCUUAUGACCUUCCCACCCGAAAGGAUGUGUACCUGCGCCGCAUCAGCCACGUGCUGGGCAGCCGCAGCAGCGCGGGCGGCCAGCGCCUGGCCGUCACCUUUGCGUGUGCGGGGCAGCUGGACGAGUUCCGCCAGGUGGAGGAGUUUUCGGAGAAGCCGAUUGAGGAGAUGCCGGUGCACGUCAGCGACAUCUUUGCCGCCCCCGCCUAA